This is a messenger RNA of Diceros bicornis minor, 14976 nucleotides long. It is a transcript of the gene STARD9, whose product is annotated as StAR related lipid transfer domain containing 9. The coding region runs from base 46 to 14196 and encodes 4716 amino acids. The transcript has 34 exons. Gene Ontology annotation, molecular function: lipid binding; microtubule binding; ATP binding. Gene Ontology annotation, biological process: spindle assembly; microtubule-based movement. Gene Ontology annotation, cellular component: cytoplasm; centriole; nucleus. The record is from RefSeq and is a predicted model, not a curated record. Lineage: Eukaryota; Metazoa; Chordata; Mammalia; Perissodactyla; Rhinocerotidae.
UGCUGCAGCUGGGCCGAGCUGCCGGGCUUGGGCCGUGGACGAGGGAUGGCGAGCGUGCGGGUGGCUGUGAGGGUCCGGCCUCUCAGCAAGAGGGAGACCAAAGAAGGGGGAAGAAUUAUUGUGGAAGUUGAUGGCAAAGUGGCAAAAAUCAGGAAUUUAAAGGUGGAUGGUCGACCAGAUGGCUUUGGCGACUCCCGGGAGAAGGUUGUGGCCUUCGGCUUUGAUUACUGCUACUGGUCGGUCAACCCAGAGGACCCCGAGUAUGCAUCUCAGGAUGUGGUGUUCCAGGAUUUGGGGACUGAAGUACUGUCUGGAGCUGCCAAAGGCUACAACAUAUGCCUUUUUGCCUAUGGGCAGACAGGCUCUGGGAAGACAUACACCAUGCUGGGGACCCCAGCCUCUGUUGGGCUGACGCCGCGGAUAUGUGAGGGUCUCUUCAUCAGGGAGGAAGACCAUGCCCCACCACCUUCUUCCUGUAGGAUAAAAGUAAGUUUCCUAGAAAUCUAUAAUGAACGGGUGCGGGAUCUGUUGAAGCAAUCUAAUCAAAAAAAGUCCUACCCCCUGCGGGUCAGGGAACAUCCGGAGAUGGGGCCCUAUGUACAAGGUUUGUCUCAACACGUAGUUACCAACUAUAAGCAAGUAAUUCAACUCUUGGAGGAGGGAAUAGCAAACAGAAUCACAGCAGCCACCCAUGUUCAUGAGGCCAGCAGCAGAUCCCAUGCCAUCUUCACUAUCCACUAUACACAGGCAAUCCUGGAGAACAACUUUCCCUCUGAAAUUGCUAGCAAGAUCAACCUUGUGGACCUAGCAGGCAGUGAAAGAGCAGAUCCCAGUUACUGUAAGGACCGGAUUACUGAAGGAGCCAAUAUCAACAAGUCUCUUGUGACUCUGGGAAUUGUGAUCUCCACCUUAGCCCAGAACUCUCAAGUAUUCAGCAGCUGCCAGAGCCUCAACAGCACAGCCAGUGAUGGUGGUGACAGUGGGAUCCCUAGCUGUCCUUCUGGGACCAGCAGUGGAUGGAGACCCUCCCGGAGGCAGUCUUACAUCCCAUAUCGGGACUCUGUGUUGACCUGGCUGCUGAAGGACAGCCUUGGAGGCAACUCCAAAACCAUCAUGGUUGCCACCGUGUCUCCUGCACACACUAGCUACAGUGAGACCAUGAGCACACUGAGAUAUGCAUCCAACGCCAAAAACAUCAUCAACAAGCCACGGGUAAAUGAGGAUGCAAAUGUAAAGCUGAUCAGAGAACUCAGGGAAGAGAUUGGGAGACUGAAAGCCAUGCUGCUGAGCUUCGAACUGAGAAACUUCAGUUCAUUGAAUGUGGAAAAGGAUGAAAAUCUGAAGGAGCUGGUUCUCCAAAAUGAAUUGAAGAUAGACCAGCUGACUAAAGACUGGACCAGGAAGUGGAACGAGUGGCAGGCCCUUGUGGAGCAUUACAGAGUGGACAUCAACAGGAGGAGGGCUGGGGUGGUCAUCGACUCCAGCCUGCCACACCUAAUGGUCUUGGAGGACGAUGUGCUCAGCACAGGUGUCGUGCUCUAUCACCUCAAGGAGGGAACAACAAAAAUAGGAAGGAUUGACUCAGACCAGGAACAGGACAUUGUCUUGCAGGGUCAGUGGAUUGAGAGAGACCACUGCACUAUCACCAGCGCCUGUGGGGUAGUCAUUCUGCGGCCUGCCCAGGGGGCCCGCUGCACAGUCAAUGGCCGGGAGGUCACUGCCUCCUGCCGUCUGACCCAAGGAGCCGUCAUAACCCUGGGGAAAGCACAGAAGUUCCGAUUCAACCACCCAGCAGAGGCUGCUGUCCUUCGACAGAGAAGGCAGGUCGGAGAGGCUGUCGGUGGCAGUGGCUCUUUGGAAUGGCUGGACUUGGAUGGAGAUGUCACUGCCUCCCGGUUGGGUCUCUGCCCUUUGCUUUGGAAAGAAAGGAGAGUGCUGGGAGAGCAGAGUGACGAGGACCACCAGCCACCGAGGGCUGGAGAGACGCCCCAUAGGGCCCAGAUUCAGCAGCAGCAGUGCUACGUGGGGGAUCUGAGGCAGCGAAUCCUAGCGGGACAGAUUAGAGCCAAACAGGAACUGGAAGUCAACCAGGCGAGCGCCAGCCGGCAGAUUAAAGACAACCAGCAGUGGCUGCUCAGAGAAGAGACUUGGCUGGCCAGGUUGCAGCAGCAGCAACAGCAAGACUACGUAGCAGAGAAAGAACUUGAGGCUUCUCUGCCACCUGAUGCCUGGCUUCAGACAGGUCCUGAGACUCAACCAUCCCCACUGGCCCGAAGCCGGAAGAGGGUGGUGCGACUGCAACUUCUGCGGAGACACGCUCUUCGGGCAGCAGAGCGGAACAUCCGGCGAAGAAGGGUCUCGUUACAGCUAGAGAGAAUCAUCAAGAAUCAAAGGCUGCUGGAGGCCCAGAAGAGACUAGAGCAGCUAAAGGCAUUGUGCUGGCUCCAGAAUGACUGCCCCCAGAAGCCUCCAUACCAGGUCCCCAGCCACCCUACCGUGGUCCCAGGGCCUCAACAUAGAAGCAUAUCGACAAGUUGCAGUUCUUUGAGCCUCCGAAGGCUCUGCAGCCAGUACUUGCCCCAGCUACGCAGUGUUUUCCUGAAUUGGGAUCCCUCCACCACGUUACCUCCUAUUCCUGACCCUACUGACCAAAUAUCAGAGAAAACCCCAUCAGAAGAUUACUUGCCCCAAGCGGCUUCUUACCUUCCAAGGACAGGGCAUUUCAGCAAGAAUGCCCUCUGUUCCUCAGGUGAGGGGCAGCUCUGCACAGCCAGGGGGGCCUUGGCCAGGGAGGAAGCCUCAGCCCCAGACACCUGCUUCACCAUGAGCUCUGAGUCUGCCAGCAUCCAGGAAAUGGAGAGAGUUGGUAAGCAGCCCCACUGGAUGGUGUCCCAGAGCUUAGCAUCUCUGGGCCAAUCAGCUAACAAGCUAAAGCCAGGGGAUGAGCCAAAGGCCCUCACCCCUUCCACCCACACCAGGAAGGGUAAGGGACCAGCGGACUCUGGCCAUGCACCAGCAGGGUGGCGAAAACAAGGGAACUUUGGGACCCACAAGGCUGCUAAGGGAGCUGGUUACAGUUCCUCACAUCCCCGUGGACCCAAACAGGCAGCUGGGUGUGGAAAGCCAGCCAGGGCUUUAUGGGCAGAAUCCAAACCACCUUCCCCAAGCAGGACAUCAAAAAGGCAGCAGAGGGUGCUGGCAGCUAGGGUCAGAGACGUUGCCAAAAAGUCGUCUUGUUUGCCUCAUGGCAGCCCUUUGAAGAGGCAACACAGUGCAGGGGACCCAGACACGAUGGCGUCACUCACAGAUUCCGACCGAGUAGUGGAUCAUGCAAGAGGAAAGGAUGAUGAUUUAUCUGACGCAGAUAGCAGUUACUCAGUAGAUUCUCUCUCCUGUGUCUGUGCCAAAGCCCUGACGGAGCCGCUGAAGCCAGAGGAUCCCCAGGGGAAGGAGCGGGAUCUCCUAGAGCCAGAGAACUCCGAAAGUGAUGACAGCCAAAUAUCUAAGGACUCACUUGCUGAGAAGGGGUACCAAAGCCCACAAGACAGCCCAGAGGGCAGUUAUCUCACCAACGGCCAGGGCCACACCAGGGCCAGAGCUAGAGUCUCUGUGAGGGGCUUCACCACAUCCUCAGACAGUGGACUAUUCGCCCAAACUCACAGGAGCUUUUCCCUGGAUAGCCUGAUUGACGUUGAGGAAGAACUGGGGGAAGAUCAGCAAGAAGAGCCUUUCUUCGGUUCAGCUGAUGAGAUGCCCACGGAGACUUUUUGGCACCUGCAGACGUCCAGUCUGCCCAUAGUGGACGAGGAGGCAAUGUGCAGUCUCAGUCCCAUCAACUACAGAACAGGAGCCAGGCUGGAUGCCAUCCUGCCAAUGAGCAGUUCAUUUUACCUUGAUCCCCAGCCCCAGCCCCACUGUGAACAGCCUGAGUCGGAAGUCGAGGCAAGGUCCUCUGAACAGGCCAACACUCUCCAAGGCAUACAGCUUUCAAGAGGGAGCCCUCUGUUGUCUGUGGAUUCCUGGUUUUCUUGUGACUCCAAGAUCAAUUCCAGCAGCCCUCCAGGAAUAGUGAGUUCUUCAUGUCCAAGUCCUGAUGUCCAGGAAUUUCAGCCCUGUGGUUGGGAGAGGCCUGGAUACUGGCUAAAUAUGGAGGAAUUAAAGCCCUCAGGUACAGAAACAGUCCUGCCUUAUAGCCCCAAACUGCCCCAAGGUGGUGCUGAGGUACCUGACAGUGUAAGGGCUGUGUACACAAUCCCUGCUGCUGAUACGUCCAGGCUGUCACUCUGGGGGUCUUACAGGCUUCUUCAGCCAGGAGCUGAUGGCACCUUUCAGGCCAGAAGUAUUCCUGAUAUGGCCCAGCAGGGCAACUCUGAAGCAUCCAACAACUCUAGUGUGUCCAGCAUGUUGGUUGCCUCUGCUGCCUCAUUCCCUCAUGUAGGCAGUGCCUGUGAGAAGGACUGGGCUGCCCUUCAGCAAAAGUACUUCCUUGAACUGUCUCAUCCUGUUUUGGAGGCUGUAGGAGAGCCCAGGCCAUCUUUCCCCUCCCUCGAGGAAGACUCCAGAUCCCUGACCCAAGCUUCUAUCAAAGGGGGAGAUACUCUAUUGCCAGUUGGUUCUGGGGUAUCUAGCAGUCUGGAUUUCAACAACUUUCCUAUCCAUCUAUCCAAAAUUAGGCGUUUGAGAGCAGAGAAAGAACAGGACAGUAUGAGUGUCGAGUUAGAAGGUACUUCAGAUUUCUUUACAACUAGUGAGAAAGAGGUGAGUUGUAGUGGAACUUAUUCAGCAGACGUAGAAUCAUUGACUUCUGGAACUACAAAUGCGCAGGUCUUUGCAGCAGAGAACAGGAUAGCAAAUUCCAUGGUAGAAGCAUGUGAAGUCAAACAGAACAACUUGGAAGAAUCCUCUCAGAGUAGCGAGAAACCUGGACUAAUGACUUCCUCUGAUGAGUGUUUCUUCCCAAAGAAUCCUUGUCACAGUAAUGUCACCAUAGCCACCAAAGAAGACCAUUGGCCCCAAGGCUGGGCUCCUCUCAGGAAGAAUAGUGCAGGCCAGGCGGGGCAAUUAAGUCACAACAGCCACCACCCUCUUCAGGAAGAGAAGGCAGACUACCAGGAGAGUUCCAAGGAAGUAGUCGGGAGACACACCAAUCUUUCCUUUGCCUUUCCGUCAGGUCCAGAGCUGUAUCUCCACUCUGCUCCCUGGAAUCCAUUUCCAUCUUCCCUGCAGCCACCUCUCGUGGAAACAUUCUAUGUGACCAAAAGCCGGGAUGCUCUGACAGAAACUGCCUUAGAGAUCCCGGCUUGCAGAGAAGCAAGAGUGCCUUCUCCACCCCCCAGGGAAGCCUGGGGCUUUGGUCAUGACCACCAAGCCCUACAAAAUGUUUAUUUGAAGAAUAGUGUGCCAGUGUUGUUACAAAACCAAAAUUCCAAGAUUGCUUCAUCUCAGCAGGUCACAACAGAGAGGCCAGUUGAUCUGAACACCAAGGAAGUUAGCGGAGAAACAGGGAAAUGCCCUGGAAAUAUUAAAGAAGAAAGCCAUAAUUCAGUUUAUUUUUUUGUUGCCCAGAACAGACAUUUUCUUCCAUCUACUAGCACAAAAGUAUGUGAAUUUGAAAAUCAAGUUGGAAUUUUAAAUAAACACAGUCUUCCAGCACUCAAGGAGGGAGAAAAGGCCACUGGACAGUCCUACUGCAAUGUUCGCUCAAAUGGUUCUGGGUCUCGGAAGCCUCUCCAGGUUUGUGAAUCUGAGGCAGGUGGGGAAGAAGAGCAGCAUCAGAAUGCAGUCCUAAGACAGACCCAGGCCUUUGAUAACAACAGACAGCUUACUUCUAGGGCCAGGUCUGAUUUCAUGUAUAGAAACAUCAAUUUAGGCCUUGACAAGGACAUGUUAGGGGAACCUGCUCUUUCUUGGAAGUCCAGAUCAGUACAUCAUAGAGUAAGCAGCCCAGAGAUAAUGGCCCAGGAUGAGAGUCCAACCUAUAAGGGGGAAUGGAAGAAUGAAACUGGGCUUCUUGGAAAAGCUUUCCAUCCCAAAGACAGCUCAGAAGAGGUUCCACGGACAGAGUCCACAUAUAAAAGAUUCCAGUCAGUUACAUGCUCUCAGGAAAUAAACUCCAGUGAAGGCAAGGGCCCUGGAAAGUCACAAGAAACAUUAAACUCCAAAGAAGAACUUUCUGGAAAGAAACAGAAUAAAAGAGUUAAUAAUGGUGAUGAAAUGGCUAAGCUAAUUAGGAGUGUAACGCAGCUGGAAAAUGGCAUCUUGGAAAUCGAAUCCAAGCAGAAUAAGCAGCCAUAUGCUUCCAACAUACUGAGAAUCAGUAAAGAGUUUGUGAUCCAGGACCAGAAGGACCAGGAUAUUGCUGACCAUGUCCCGGGGCCAGGCAGCUCUGGAGAUCACUUUUCCUUCAAGGAUCAGCCAUCUUCUCCAAAACAGACAGAUGAUGUUAUCUUUAGGGAUGGUGAAGCUGGAGAAAUGGAGCUUAGUAGUAGCAGUGGGGAAGAUCUCCAGGUCCAGAAAAUCACCCUGAGCCCCUUCCAGUCAAGGGAAUGUGUACAAGAUGUUAAAUUUGUGAGAGAGCACACCCAGCCAGCUGUAUUAGACAGACCCACCAGGGACACUUGUGAUUAUUUAGGGACAUGUACAGCUCACAGGGAGUCCACCAACCCUUCUGUUAAUCCAAGGAGAACGAAAGCAUUGGCUAGAGCUCUGCCAUUGCAGUCCAGGCCUGAGAGGUCUUCUGAGAAGGAGGGUAAGUUGGUGGAUGCAUUAGCAAGCCCCAAAGGGCAGCCCUGUGCCUUGGGAAGUCUUGAGAAAUUAGAGACUGUGAAAGGUUUUCAAGAAAGCCACGUUGCCAAAUGCAUAAGUAGUUCUAAGCAAGAGGAGCCAAAAAUUCAAGGCAGAGUUGACAAAAUGGCUGUGCAAAGAGGAGGGAGCCUACAGGAGGAAAAAAAAAUGGUCUCAUUGACUCAGAAACUUCCAAGUCCAAGCCAGCAUUGUAUGGGCACAUUUUCCAGCCAGGAGACUGGCCCACUGCUGAGCCAGCCACGCUCCUCUAUGGCUCCUCACCAAGACCUGAGUAAUACCUUGCCCUUGAAUUCUCCAAGGCUGCAAAGAAGCUAUCUUCAUGCACCUGAUACUAUAGGUGUCUCUUCAGUUGACUAUGUGCUGGAUCCCACAAUGUUGAAAAUGCCUGACAGUCCCUUGGUAACUGGAGCAGGGUGCCAGGACCACUGUGGAGAGCCCAGAAGCCACAGCCCUCAGGGAAAUGUUAGAGGCGGCUCCUCCAUGGCACACUCUGCUUGGUGUGGGUCUGCAAUAUCCAUGGCCAUGGGAUCUCGUGGUCAAUCCAGUGUACCAGAGAGCAUUCCCCUGGGGGCAGAGGGCAGGAGAUCAGUAAGCACCAGUCCCCAAGACCAAGGAGGAGACCUUAGAAACACGUCGAUGGGCUUGAGUACCAGGGUGGGUUCUGUUCCUGAAGCCGAGGCAGCUGUACAAGGAGGAACAAAAAAAGCCAGUUCCCUGAACAGGAUCUCUAGCCCACUUGAAAUGAGAGCCAGCUGCCCCUUAGAGGAGGGUAACAACCAAGGCAGGGAGGUGAGGCAAGAGGCAGAGGAGUUGGCUGAGGACCUCAGUCCUACCAGUGGUGCUUUCUCAGCACCCCUGUCCCUGCCAACAGUGCCUCACCCAGAGGCCUCUGCCCAUACAUCCACGGGUCUAGCUAUGUUGGAGGAGACCAGACAGGUAAAGACCCAGGGAAAGCAGCCUCAUGACUUGGUGCUUGGGGGCACAGUCCUUCCUUACUAUGAGAUUUUGUUAGAACCUGAAUGUUCUUCAAGGGCCCCUGGCAGGCCUCAGUGUCAACAAAUGGACCCAUCAGUGUCAGACGUGACCAGGAACGAGGGUGAAGCACAGGGAUUUCAUGUGGCAUCUCUCUCUGUUGAACCAGGACAUCUGUUGACUGAUGAAAGGAAAGUCCUUCAGGCCACACCCCUCUCUGCAGACAGCUUUCAACCUCUGCCUAACACUGAAACUAACACAAGGCCGUGGUAUCCCUCACAGACUUCCUCCCAUGCUGACCCUGCUCUGGACAAAAGCCAUUGUCCUAGAGAACUGAGACAUUUCCUGGGAACAGGUGAACAGUUUAAAUGUCGCUCUAGCUCUUCUGAAAUCAUAGAGAAAAAGAAAAAAGCAACCAAAACGCCUUCCUCUGCUGGUCCUUUGGGCUCAGACAGUCUUCCUUCUUCAACAGCUGUAGAGGAGGACAGGAGGGUAAUACCAGAGAAAGUAGUGGCUGCCUUAUCUUCUCAGGCCCUUUCUGAUGAUCCUAGAGUGAUUCUGCAUGGGCAAAGCCAAUUAGCUCCAUGGGAGACUGCAGAGGGCAUGCCCCCUGGCAAUCAGGAGAGCAGCCCGGCACACCAAGAACCUAGAAUUUUAGACACUACGUUUGGAGGAGCUUCAGGUAACUUCUUAGUAGCUGCACAGGGAGUAAAAACAACCUAUUUUGAAAGUCAGCUUAUGAUCUGUGAUGUUCAGAAUUCUGCCAGUCUCUCAGGCCCUAACCAAGACCAUGUCCAACACCUUGAGGCUUCCACUGGCUUAGAAGGGAGGGCAAGUCCCAAACAAGGUACCGUCCUGCCUGGAGCCCUGAGAAGGGUUGAACUGGAAGCUCCCUCACAGCAGUGUGUGAAGUGGAAGGGGAAUGUUGGCUCUGGGCUGGCAGAAGCCUGCAGGGCUGGCAGCAAACAUCCCAGGCCAACUCCAUUGCCAGAUCAAAGACCUAGCCCAGAUCCUGGAGGAGUUAGGGAGGAGGCCCUAUGCAGAUGCCCACAGGAAACUUUAGAUUGUGUUGUCUUCUCAGGGAGCAUUGAAGGCAGCAAGACUAAGAGCGCAUCUGGGGGGCAAGAAGACAGCAGAACUCUUCCUUGCCAACAACUGUGCAGUCCUCAACCCAUUGCUUCUCAUGCCUGUUUCAUCACUUCCUCCACUUUACUGUGUUAUAGAGAUGGUGACAUGGGGAAAGGGACUUCUAAGGUUGCCCCACACACUCUUCACCCACCCUGCAUAGUACCUUCCUGGGCCUGUAGAAUGGAUGAAAAAGGAGAGAGCUAUCCCAGGGAACCUGGGAUGCUCUUGGCACAUGGCCUUGAACCCAAAGGCAUUAAUGUGGAAUUUGGGGCAACAGACAGCAGCACUCUGGAGCCCUCCACUACUGCUGCUGUCCUAUCUCUGGCUGAAGGCUGCAGCUCCCCUGCUCUCCCUGAUGUGAGGACAGUUUCCCUUAGCCACUCAGUAGCUGAUGGAAGCUCAAAGUCAGUCGGGGAUCCUGAGAAAAAGGUUGCUGAGAAAACCAUACAAGAGCGUGAGGCUGCCGCUUUCCCUGCAGGCAUAUACUCUGAGCCACUGAGGAAGCUUCAGCACAGCUCUGUAGGUGGCCAGAAUGCACAGGAGUCUCAAACUAAGCCAGAACCACCUGUAGCAACCGGGAGACCACACAUUCUGAAUUUAAGUGAAGGGUUUGUCGAGAGUGAGUUGGUGGUAGAACCACAGCAUAGAUGUUUAGAAAAUGUGGUCAGAUGCCUUCCAGAAAAGCCACAACUUUCCACUGAGUCCAGGAAUCACAGUAGUUUGCAUCCCCAAGCCAAGUUCAUAGCAAAGUUAAAGCACGUCUCCGGUCCCCAGGUUGACAGUCCCUGGGAGGAGGAAGAACAGGAGGGAGACCAGGCUUCAGGCGGUGGUGAUGAACCUCCCCAGGGCAGGAGUCCCCCACGUUCCGAUGAAGGUAGCUUGAAUGGCUGUCAGGUUAGAGAUGCGCGCGGAGAGGAGGUGGCUGCAGCCAAGCCCCCUGUGUCCAAGACAUUUUCAUCAGGCUUCAAAGGCUCAGCUGCUGUCCCCUUGGGGCAAAGUGGAGCACCAUGGCCUGCAGCCCAGAGCCCUGGCCAGCCCUCUUCUGGCAGGGAGCAGCCGGCUCCCCGCCACAGGUGCUCGGUUCCUGUGAUUGCAAUCUUCUCUGGCCCCAAACACUCCAAGUCCUCCCCUAGACAACAGUUCUCUGUGGUCAGCUCUUCCCGGUCUCUUCAGGAGCUGAACUUGAGUGUGGAGCCUCCUUCUCCUACAGAUGAGGAUACACAGGACCCUAACAGAUUGUGGAACACACAUCCCAGGGACUAUUCCUCAGGAAGGUCGGCGGCGAGAACAUCUCUGCAAGUUGAGGGCUGCAGUCAGAAAGCCUUGUCUAAUGUGGAAAAUAGCACUGCUGAUCACAGGCCCCUGCAACCUGCCACCCCUCCUUACCCGACAUCUUCAGCUGUCUCCUGUAUGCCAACCCCCGAUUUCAUGACCAGCUGGAAGUCUGGUACUCUGGAACAGGCCCGGCAGGGAAAGCCAGCGAGACGAGGUGACCAGCGCAGCCCAGAGAAGCAGCACUCCGAGGCGGACAAAGGAGUGUUGCACUUUGGCUCCAGUGACAUCAAUCCCUAUGUCCUGCCCUGGUGGCCAGAGGGGCCUGCGUGCAUUGGCUGGAAGCAGUAUGUGUUUGGCAGUGCAGUUGAUGUCUCCUGUAGCCAGACACCCCAGGGCCUCAUACCAUCAAACAUUGCCCGGUGCUCCAGCAUGGACAACGGCCUAGACGACCAGAACGCUCUAUUCCACUCCCACCUCAGCACCUAUGCCAAUGCCCGGGGCCUGUUGAGCACACACAGCAGCAUUGAAAAUGCCCGAGGUUCACAUGAGGCCUGGGAAGUAUGGGGUUCCUCAUUUGCCUUGGGAAACUCCCGCAUCCUAACUGACUCUGAAGGAGCAGCCCCCACUAAGGGUCCUGACAAGAGAGCCCAGUUCCCAGGCACCCCUGAUGAAGCAGGCUGUCUGAGGAGUGAGGCCCCCUUGGCUGAAGGAAGUGCUGCAGGUCCAGUGGAUGAGAUUAUGCUGCUGUAUCUAUCAGAGGCGGGCAGCCCUGUGGAGCAGUCCAGGGUGAGCACCUUGGAGCAGGGCACACAGACCCAGGGCUGCAGGCUCCACUGGAGCUACACCGACAUCUCCUCUGCUCAGUCAGAAGCCAGUGCAAUGCCGGUCCCUGAUCUGGCCACUUGGACCAGCAUGCACAACCUGUCUCUCCACCUCUCACGGCUCCUGCACAGUACCUCUGAGCUGUUGGGGAGUCUCUCCCAGCCAAGUGUGACUGAAAAGAAGCAGAAUACCAAGAGGGAGAUCCCAGAUGAGGUGCCCGAGGUCCUUAUGAUGGACAGCUGUACUCAGACCACUGUGGAUGAGGGCAUCCAGACUGACCUGGCCUCACCACCUCUGCAGCUCCAGGCCCCAGAGGCCAACCCUCAGGAGGUCAGUGUAGUCCUUGAGGUGCUGGGUACAGAUAUCUCCACCAUGUCUCAAGAAAAAGGACAUGUCCCAGGGACACUUCAGAAGAGAGAGGCAGAGGAAACAGCAUGGAAAACAGCAGGGCCCCCAGAUCUUCAGGAAGAAAGCCCCCACUGCAGACCCCAGAGCCCUCCAGGACCCUUAUCCCACUUGAGGUUUCAGAAAGCCUCCUUUGGACAGAACCUCCCUUUUGUGAGCCUCCAGGCUUCCCCCGAUGCCUCCCUACCUCCCAGCUCUCAGCCAGAGGAACCCUCCUGUUUGGCUGUCAGCAGCCCCAGCCUCAGCAUCUCGCAUUCCCCGGGGCCCUGCCCCAGUGCUGUGGAGUCUGUCAGGGAGCCUGGGGUUCAGAAGGAGCUGUGCCCCACAAAUGCCUUGUUGGUGGACAGGGCCUCUUCCCCAAUCCUCACACUUAGUGCCAGCAUCCAAGCAUUGGGGCUGCCCUCAGCCUCUUUGCCUCUCUGGGCCCCCUCAGCUCACCCUCUUGAAGGCCACCAGAAGCUUGUCUCCAGCCCAGACCUUCCACUUGAUGCCCCUAGGCCUCCAAGGGAUAAUUAUUCUCAAACCACUGAAGAGUCAGAUGGCUCCCAGAGAGUGAGGGCUCCCUGUGGAGAAGUCAGAAGUCCCUUAGAAAGGAGCGAUGGCAGGUCUUUCCUUGAGAUAAGCUCCCCCAGCAGCCCACAGCAGAGCCCGAAACUCCAAGUUCAUUUCUUAGAGCAGCCCCCUCAACAGCUUCAGCCCAGGACCACCACCUGGGUCCAAAGCAGACUGCCACCUCCACCACGGAGCAGGAGCCAGAGGCUGGCCGAUCGCUUUGUGCCUGAGGGCGUGGCUUCCCUGGAAUGUGGCCCACUGAGCAGUAGGGGGCUAAGGCAAGGACAGAGCAAGACAGAAAAUGGGGGUGAGAGUUCAGCAUCUCCUGUGCAGCCACAACCCACUCUGGAUAUUUCCUCUUCGUGGGGAGGCCUCCAGCACCUUAGCCCCUGUCGUGUCUCUAAACUAACUGGUACCACAGGGCUCCAGGGUUCCACCUUGGGCCCAACUGAGGUCUGCCAACCUGAGGGGCUGCUGCGCCUCAGUUCCCAGAUGUGCAUGGCACCUGAGCCCCAGCAUCCCAGCCUGAGGGACCUCCCAAUGCAUAACAAAUUCAGUAAUUGGUGUGGGGUUCAGGAUGGCUCUCCUAGGGGGCCGGGUGUGAUGGAUCUCAGCUCUGGAGAGCAGGCACAGAGGCCCCCACAACCUCCUGACAACCAGAGCCAGGAUCCUGAGUGGUCCCAGAAGGAGCAGAUCACCCUGCAAGUUGGGGCCCAGAACCUCUCACUCAGCAUGGAACUCACAGAAGCGAAACUGCACCACGGCUUUGGUGAGGCAGAUGCCCUGCUGCAGGUGCUGCAGAACGGGACCGGGGAGGCACUCACGGCCGAUGAGCCUGUGCUGUCCACUUGGGAGGAGCUCUAUGCCCGGCAAAAACAAACCAUUGAGACUCUCCGGAGAGAGCGGGCUGAGCGACUUCAGAACUUCCGCCGGACACGAAGCCUCAGCCCCCAGAAGCAACUGAGCCUCCUGCCUAACAGAGAUCUCCCCACCCGGGACCCUGACUUACCCAGUAGGCGCCGAGAAUACCUGCAGCAACUGAGGAAGGAUGUUGUGGAGACCACCAGGAGCCAAGGGUCGGCAUCAAGGUCUGCUCACCCACCCUCUGACAUAGAGCUGAUGCUACGAGAAUACCAGCGGGCCCGUGAGGAGGCCAAGGUGGAGAUUGCCCAAGCCCGGGACCGACUGCGGGAGCGGGCUGAACAGGAGAAGCUGAGAAUCCGCCAGCAGAUCAUCUCCCAGCUGCUGAGGGAAGAGGAAAAACUACAUACCCUGGCCACCUCCAGCUCCCUGUGCACCAGCUCCAAUGGAAGCCUCUCCUCUGGUGUCACCUCUGGCUACAAUAGCAGCCCAGCCUUGCCAAGCCAGCUCCAGUCCCCAGACAAUGUGGGAGACACAAACUUGCCUGAUUCCAGAGUCUCCUGGAUAGGGGAUGUGCGGGGCCAUUCUGCAGUGAGGAACAGUCACCUGAAUCUGGCCGGGUCCACCUGGAAGAGCUUAGCCUACAGCCGCAGAGCCUCCCUGGGCAGUUGCUGCUGUUCUCCAUCCAGCCUGUCCAGCCUGGGGACCUGCUUCUCCUCCUCCUACCAGGACCUGGCCAAGCACAUUGUGGACAUCUCUAUGGCUGAUGUAAUGGCUGCUUGCUCAGAUAAUCUGCACAACCUCUUUAGUCACCAGGCAGCAGCUGGCUGGAACUAUCAGGGUGAGGAGCAGGAGGUGCAGCUCUACUACAAGGUGUUUUCCUCUACUCGGCAUGGCUUCCUGGGGGCAGGUGUGGUGGCCCAGCCGGUGUCUCAUGUGUGGGCCGCUGUGAGUGACCCCACCUUGUGGCCACUGUACCACAAGCCCAUCCAGACAGCACGGCUGCAUCAGCGGGUGACCAACAGCAUCAACCUGGUGUACUUAGUGUGCAAUAACACCCUGUGUGCACUGAAGCAGCCGCGGGAUUUCUGUUGUGUCUGCGUGGAAGCCAAAGAGGGGCAUCUGUCUAUCAUGGCAGCUCAGUCUGUGUAUGACACAUCCAUGCCAAGACCCAGCAGAGAGAUGGUCCGAGGGGAGAUCCUGCCCAGUGCCUGGAUCCUGCAGCCUCUCACCAUGGAAGGGAAGGAGAUCACCAGAGUCAUCUACUUGGUCCAGGUAGAAUUUGGUGCUCCAGGCUUCCCUGCUCCACUCCUAAGCUCCUUCAUCAAACAGCAGCCACUGGUUAUAGCCAGACUGGCGUCCUUCCUUGGUAGUUAGCAUCUCACCGUCAAGAUGGUGCUGCUGAGAUGCAGGCCCAGGAUAAUCCAAAGAUGCUGGGCAGCUCUUGUUACUCUCUGUACCAUGAUGCAAGAAGAGCCAAGGCUACCUGCUGUGGCCAACUGGACAGACAGCACUCAGCCCCGAGUUGCCAGUAAAGCCCACUCAGUACUUGGUCACGGCUGGCACCUCUACAGAGUGAGGGGGCCUGAGCUCCUGGUCCUGGCUGUGAAUGAAGCUCAACCCAGCUUUCUGGAUUUCUCUCACCUUUCUUUCUCAUCUCUGGGAUCCUAUGGCAGAUGAGCUGCUCGAGGACCAGGAUUGGGCACAGCCAGCAGAGCUGGGAGACUGCAGUGCUGUCUGCAGAGUGGUGCUUUGUUAGUUUGGCCCAGCCUUUGGGCUGGUAGGGAAACAAGCAGCCAUUGGCCACGAGUCUGCUCAGAAUCUGCCUCCAGCAUUCAGCUCCACUGUGGGAUGGAGUGUUAGGAAAUACCAAAACAGAAAAACAGUUUAAAAAAACAGCUGCACAAACCAGAACAUUGAUUCAGAAUUGUUUCUCCUUCUUGAAUUUUACAAAAUGCUUUAUUAUUAAUUUUUGCUUUUCCCUCCUCUUCCUUUCCCUCACAGGAGAGGACUUCGGUCUUUGCCUCAGUCAGGGGUACUGAGCAAUGAUCUGUCAUGGAGCCAUCACUCCAGAGCUCAGUAGAAUGGGAAGACCACUGUAGAAGUAGGUUAGAUAGAUUUGGGGUCAAGGUGGGGGCCUAGCUCUUUGAGGAGGAC